Molecule: messenger RNA, 3380 nt
Organism: Lactuca sativa (garden lettuce)
Lineage: Eukaryota; Viridiplantae; Streptophyta; Magnoliopsida; Asterales; Asteraceae
Product: phospholipase D gamma 1
Biological process (GO): phospholipid catabolic process; phosphatidylcholine metabolic process
Cellular component (GO): plasma membrane
Molecular function (GO): D-type glycerophospholipase activity; calcium ion binding
Source: RefSeq, a predicted model, not a curated record
AUUUUUUACGCCCGAAUUUCGAUUCUUCGGACAAGUCACAAGAAAGAAAUAUUUUUUUAUUAAUUUGAUCGGAAGGGUUCAAUUUCGAUACGCGUCAACCACAUUGUUUCAAUCUCCCCCAAUUUCUUUCUUUGCGUUCUCUUACCAGUCAUACACGUUGUUUUCAGCAGCCUGCAUUUUAAAUUUUUUAAUUGGGCAGCCUUGGACUUCAAGACUUGAAUAGGAUUCGUUUUUUUUAUAAUUACUGAAUGGAAGUGGAUAAUUUUACCUUCCCCAUUAUUGUAAUCCGAUUUCUCCAUCUUCUCCUGCAUUUCGCAAGUCCCAUUUCUUUUACCAGUUCAAAUCUUGUGGGUUUAUCAGCACAUCCUAUUGAACCUAUUCUUUCAAGUCGUCGAUCCAUUAGAGCUCUCCAUAGAUCAAAUUCCUCAAACGGAUAGUUUUUGAUUUGCCAUUUUAAGCUUCCAAUUUCUCAGAUAUAAGUUGACCCACCAUUUGUUUGAUCUAAUGUCUCUGUGAAAUCAAGACUUGGAAAAACUUGAUCUUUCACAAUCUUGAGAAGUGGGUAUCCAUCACAGUUCUUUGAUCUAUAAUUCCUCUCCAACCUCUCCAUAAAAUUGAAGCCUGAUCUUCUUUUUAAGAUGGCCGAAACACCUUACGACGGAUCGCAACAUGGACAAAGUGUACAGAUCAUCCCAUUCAAGACCUCCAAUGCAUCUCUCAGAGUUCUAUUACUACACGGGAACCUAGAUAUAUGGGUAAAAGAGGCGAAAAACUUGCCAAACAUGGAUAUGUUUCACAACAGAUUAGGUCAAAUGUUUGGGAGGUUGCCAUCUCUCACCGGAGGAAAGACCAAGACCGAGGAUGGUAGACCGGAAAAGGUCACCAGUGACCCAUACGUCACCGUUUCGAUAGCUAAUGCUGUAAUCGCAAGAACCUUCGUCAUAAGCAACAGCGAGAACCCUGUGUGGAUGCAGCACUUUUAUGUCCCUGUCGCACAUUAUUCCGCUGAAGUACAAUUUGUAGUCAAGGACAGUGAUGUCGUAGGUUCCCAACUCAUAGGGGCAGUUGGUGUCCCAGUUGAACAGUUAAUUUCUGGUGCAGUUGUCGAAGGCACCUUCCCAGUUCUUAACGAAAGUGGGAAGCCAUGUAAACCUGGAGCUGUAUUGACUCUUUAUCUUCAAUACAUACCAAUGUCAAGAGUACCCUUAGACCUAGAGUUUAAUGGUGUUUUAGGCACAUAUUUUCCUCUAAGAAGAGGAGGCAAAGUUACCCUUUAUCAAGAUGCUCAUGUGGAUGAUGGUUACCUUCCAAAUAUGCAACUGGAUGGAGGUUUGAUGUAUGGAAAUGGAGAUUGUUGGCAUGAUAUUUGUGAAGCUAUCAAGAAUGCACGCAAGUUGAUUUACAUUACAGGGUGGUCUGUGGUUCAUAGUGUUCAACUUGUUCGCAAUGGUGAAGGUGGAAAAGAUAGCAUAUUGGGUGAUCUUUUGAAAGCUAAGUCUUCAGAAGGUGUUAGAGUGCUUCUUCUUAUAUGGGAUGAUCCUACUUCUAGAAGCAUUUUGGGAAUCAAAACUCAAGGUGUCAUGGGAACUAACGAUGAAGAAACUCGGAGGUUUUUUAAGCAUUCUUCUGUGAAAGUACUACUUUGCCCCCGUUCUGCUGGGAAGGGUCAUAGUUGGGCCAAGAAACAGGAGGUUGAAACCAUAUAUACACAUCAUCAGAAAACAGUGAUAGUGGAUGCUGAUGCUGGAAACUACAGAAGAAGAAUAAUGGCAUUUGUUGGAGGUCUUGAUUUAUGUAAUGGGCGUUAUGAUACACCUGGACAUCCACUUUUCAGCACUUUACAAACUUUGCAUAAAGAUGACUAUCACCAACCUAAUUACACUGGACCUACUUCUGGUUGUCCAAGAGAGCCAUGGCAUGAUUUGCAUAGCAGAAUUGAAGGUCCAGCAGCAUAUGAUGUGCUCAAGAACUUUGAGGAAAGAUGGUUGAGAGCUUCAACGCCACAUGGGAUUAGCAGAAUCAAGAAAUCUUCAGAUGAUUCGUUACUUCAAAUUGAUAGGAUUCCUGAUAUAGUAAGAAUUGAUGAAGCCCAUUGCACAAAUGAAUGGGAUCCAGAGGGCUGGCAUGUCCAGGUGUUUCGUUCAAUUGACUCCAACUCUGUUAAAGGCUUUCCUGAUGACCCCAAAGAUGCCACAAGCAUGAACCUGGUAUGCGGGAAGAAUGUGCUGAUAGACAUGAGCAUACAUACAGCAUAUGUGAAGGCAAUUCGUGCAGCUCAACAUUUCAUAUAUAUUGAAAACCAAUACUUUCUUGGAUCUUCAUUUAAUUGGAGUAAUUACAAAACUUUGGGUGCAAACAAUUUAAUACCAAUGGAAAUCGCUCUAAAAAUUGCAAAUAAAAUUAGAGCAAACGAGAGAUUUGCUGUAUAUGUCGUCAUUCCAAUGUGGCCAGAAGGUAGCCCUACAAGUACAGCUGUUCAAAGAAUUCUUUUUUGGCAGAAUAAAACAAUGCAAAUGAUGUAUGAAGUAAUCUACAAGGCUUUACAAGAAGUUGGACUCGAUAAUGUCUACGAGCCUCAAGAUUACUUGAACUUUUUCUGUCUUGGCACUCGUGAGUCCUCCAAUGGCGUCGAACCAAUUUCGGAAGAAAAAGGGUCAAAUUCCGCAAACACCCCUCAAUCGCUUAGUAGGAAGAGUCGGCGAUUUAUGAUAUAUGUACAUUCGAAAGGAAUGAUAGUGGACGAUGAGUAUGUGAUAUUGGGAUCUGCAAACAUUAAUCAACGGUCAUUAGAAGGUUCUAGAGACACUGAAAUCGCAAUGGGUGCGUAUCAGCCUUACCAUACAUGGGCUCACAGACGAUCCAGCCCACAUGGCCAGGUAUUUGGAUACAGGAUGUCGCUUUGGGCAGAGCAUGUGGGUGGAUUGGAGAGUGGUUUUGAGAGACCAGAGAGCAUCGAGUGUGUUCGGAGGGUGAGAAUGUUGAGUGAAUUGAACUGGAAACAAUAUGCGGCGGAUGAAGUGAGUGAUAUGAAGGCUCACCUUCUCAAAUAUCCGGUUGAAGUUGAUCGGACCGGCCAGGUCAACCCGCUUCCCGGUUGCCCAACUUUCCCUGAUUUGGGUGGUAAUAUUGUCGGCACUUUUUUCGCCAUUCAAGAAAACCUCACCAUUUGAAUCUCGUGAAAAAAAAAACCCCUCACUUUUUUUUUUGUUGUAUAUCUGUACUCUCAUAUAGUAAUAAAAUAAUCUUGGCCAUUAGAUUUAGCUAGUUUUGGUGGUUCUUGAAAUUCUAUAUGGAAGGAUUAGAAUUUUGGAUAUGUGUGAUGUUUCUUAAAGAUUUGGAUUAUAUGAUUAUGAGUAGUAAUCUUUUUAACUUUUUUGAUA